ACUGGGCUUGUGGUAUCUCUGAUAUGUCUUGCUUUGCUUUCUCUUAAACUGUUUGCCAGUGAAAGCAGAAAUUACCAUAGGAUAAUUCAGCCUCCUGACUUUUUCGAGGCUGUUCUUCACUCCCUUCUCGGUGUUUGAGCUGCUCUGUGGUUCCUUUUAGCCAUGGUGCAGGGAGUGGGUAGGAUGCCAGGAACCGCCUGCUCCACAGCCCGGGGAAGGAGGGAAGAGUAGCCCUUCGUCUUUGGGACUAGUCGUCUUGUUUGCCUAGACUACAGUUUUCAAGUAUUUAAGGACCAUUUAUUUCAAAAGGUACAGCAAAGGAAUUACAGUUUGAAAGGCUGACCCGAGAGCUGGAGGCCGAACGGCAGAUCGUAGCCAGCCAGCUGGAGCGAUGCAAGCUCGGAUCCGAGACCGGCAGCAUGAGCAGCAUCAGUUCAGCAGAAGAGCAGUUUCAUUGGCAGUCACAAGAUGGUCAAAAAGAUAUCGAAGAUGAGCUUACAACAGGUCUCGAGCUGGUGGACUCCUGUAUUAGGUCACUACAGGAAUCAGGAAUACUUGACCCACAGGAUUAUUCUACAGGUGAAACUGGGUCUCGAGCCUCAUACAGCAGCCAGCAUGGGCACCUGGGCCCGGAGCUGCGGGCCCUGCAGUCCCCAGAACACCACAUAGAUCCCAUCUACGAAGACCGCGUCUAUCAGAAGCCCCCUAUGAGGAGUCUCAGCCAGAGCCAGGGGGACCCUCUGCCGCCAGCACACACCGGAACCUACCGCACGAGCACAGCCCCAUCUUCCCCUGGUGUCGACUCCGUCCCCUUGCAGCGCACAGGCAGCCAGCACGGCCCGCAGAAUGCCGCCGCGGCCACCUUCCAGAGGGCCAGCUAUGCCGCCGGCCCGGCCUCCAAUUACGCGGACCCCUACCGACAGCUGCAGUAUUGUCCCUCUGUUGAGUCUCCAUACAGCAAAUCCGGCCCUGCUCUCCCGCCCGAAGGCACCUUGGCCAGGUCCCCGUCCAUUGAUAGCAUUCAGAAAGAUCCCAGAGAGUUUGGAUGGAGAGACCCGGAACUGCCGGAAGUGAUUCAGAUGCUGCAGCACCAGUUUCCCUCAGUCCAGUCUAACGCGGCAGCCUACUUGCAACACCUCUGUUUUGGAGACAACAAAAUUAAAGCCGAGAUAAGGAGACAAGGAGGCAUCCAGCUCCUGGUGGACCUGUUGGAUCAUCGGAUGACCGAAGUCCACCGUAGUGCCUGUGGAGCUCUGAGAAACCUGGUGUAUGGGAAGGCUAACGAUGAUAACAAAAUUGCCCUGAAAAACUGUGGUGGCAUCCCAGCACUGGUGAGGUUACUCCGCAAGACGACUGACCUGGAGAUCCGUGAGCUGGUCACAGGAGUCCUUUGGAACCUCUCCUCAUGCGAUGCACUCAAAAUGCCAAUCAUCCAGGAUGCCCUGGCAGUACUGACCAACGCAGUGAUUAUCCCUCACUCAGGCUGGGAAAAUUCGCCUCUUCAGGAUGAUCGGAAAAUACAGCUGCAUUCAUCACAGGUGCUGCGUAACGCCACCGGGUGCCUAAGGAAUGUUAGUUCGGCCGGAGAGGAGGCCCGCAGAAGGAUGAGAGAGUGUGAUGGGCUUACGGAUGCCUUGCUGUACGUGAUCCAGUCUGCACUGGGGAGCAGUGAGAUCGAUAGCAAGACCGUUGAAAACUGUGUGUGCAUUUUAAGGAACCUCUCGUACCGGCUGGCGGCAGAAACGUCUCAGGGACAGCACAUGGGCACGGACGAGCUGGACGGGCUACUCUGUGGCGAGGCCAAUGGCAAGGACACCGAGAGCUCGGGUUGCUGGGGCAAGAAGAAGAAGAAAAAGAAAUCCCAAGAUCAGUGGGAUGGAGUAGGACCUCUUCCAGACUGUGCCGAACCACCAAAAGGGAUCCAGAUGCUGUGGCACCCAUCAAUAGUCAAACCCUACCUCACACUGCUCUCUGAGUGCUCAAAUCCAGACACGCUGGAAGGGGCGGCAGGCGCCCUGCAGAACUUGGCUGCAGGGAGCUGGAAGGGCUGGGCUGAGGAUGUGGCAGGCAUGGCAUAUGCCCUACGUUCACUGCCAGAGGGGGCUCCCUGCCUGCCACAGUGGUCAGUAUAUAUCCGAGCCGCUGUCCGAAAAGAGAAAGGCCUGCCCAUCCUCGUGGAGCUGCUCCGAAUAGACAACGACCGCGUGGUGUGCGCGGUGGCCACGGCGCUGCGGAACAUGGCCUUGGACGUCAGAAAUAAGGAGCUCAUCGGCAAAUACGCCAUGCGAGACCUAGUCCACAGGCUUCCAGGAGGGAACAACAGCAACAACACGGCAAGCAAGGCCAUGUCAGAUGACACAGUGACAGCCGUCUGCUGCACGCUGCACGAAGUGAUAACUAAGAACAUGGAGAAUGCCAAGGCCUUACGGGAUGCCGGUGGCAUCGAGAAGUUGGUCGGCAUCUCCAAAAGCAAAGGAGAUAAACACUCUCCAAAAGUGGUCAAGGCCGCAUCUCAGGUCCUCAACAGCAUGUGGCAGUACCGAGAUCUGAGGAGUCUCUACAAAAAGGAUGGAUGGUCACAAUACCACUUUGUAGCCUCGUCUUCAACCAUCGAGAGGGACCGGCAAAGGCCCUACUCCUCCUCCCGCACGCCCUCCAUCUCCCCUGUGCGCGUGUCUCCCAACAACCGCUCAGCAAGUGCCCCAGCUUCACCUCGGGAAAUGAUCAGCCUCAAAGAAAGGAAAACAGACUAUGAGUGCACCGGCAGCAACGCCACCUACCACGGAGCUAAAGGCGAACACACUUCCAGGAAAGACGCCAUGACAGCUCAAAACACUGGAAUUUCAACUUUGUAUAGGAAUUCAUAUGGUGCGCCCGCUGAAGACAUCAAACACAACCAGGUUUCAGCACAGCCAGUCCCACAGGAGCCCAGCAGAAAAGAUUACGAGACCUACCAGCCAUUUCAGAAUUCCACGAGAAAUUACGACGAGUCCUUCUUCGAGGACCAGGUCCACCAUCGCCCUCCCGCCAGCGAGUACACCAUGCACCUGGGUCUCAAGUCCACCGGCAACUACGUUGACUUCUACUCAGCUGCCCGUCCCUACAGUGAACUGAACUAUGAAACGAGCCACUACCCGGCCUCCCCCGACUCCUGGGUGUGAGGAGCGGGGCACAGGCGCUCCGGGAACAGUGCAUGUGCAUGCAUACCACAAGACAUUUCUUUUUGUUUUCUUUUUUUUCUUCUGCAAAUUUAGUUUGUUAAAGCCUGUUCCAUAGGAAGGCUGUGAUAACCAGUAAGGAAAUAUUAAGAAAGCUAUUUUAGAAAGCUAAAUGAAUCGCAAGUUAACUUGGAAAUCAGUAGAAAGCUAAAGUGAUCCUAAAUACGACAAUGGGCAGCACCUUUCUAGUGUGAGCUGUAGAGUAAUGAGAAGUGCUUUAUACUGAACGUGGCUGAUGGGAGGAGAGACAGGCAUUCGGGCCGGUGGGGCGUGAGGGUUAUCGUUAAGCACAAGACACAGAAUAGUUUACACACUGUAUGGGGGACGGCUUCUCACGCUUUGUUUACUCUCUUCAUCCGUUGUGACUCUAGGCUUCAAGUUGCAUUGGGGUUCCUCUGUACAGCAAGAUGUUUCUUGCCUUUUGUUAAUGCAUUGUUGUAAAGUAUUUGAUGUACAUUACAGAUUAAAGAAGAAAAGCGCGUUGUGUAUAUUACACCAAUGCCGCCGUGUUUCCUCAUCUAUGGUUCUAAAUAUUGCUUCAAUUUCAAACUUUUGAAAGAUGUAUGGAUUUCCAGCUUUCUUUUCUUUACUUUCUCCCAGUAUGUUUUAACAAAAAAAAAAAAAAAAAAGCAGGAAAAAAGGAAUAUUUAGCAGUAUUGUUCGUUCUGAUAUGUGAAUUUGUUUGUGGCAACUAAACAAGGCAUUCAGCAGUUUCUGACAAUUAACAUACAUCAUUCCACACUCCUUGUCAACAAAGUGCUUUUUCACUGCCUAAAAUUUUAGAUGUAGAUAUUUGAAAUAGAUUUUUUCAUUUAUACCAGUUUUCUUUAUGAUGAUACAGUGUUAAAAGAAAAUAAAUUACAAUUGAUCUGUCAUCCAUAUUUGCUAAGAAUGUCUAUUUCCAAGGACCUAUAUCUUAUAAAAUACACAUUCUUGCUUGUGUGUCUGUGUGUGUGUGGGUGUAUGUAUGUCCACAUACUAGAAAAAUGACCUGUGUGAGAUUUUGUUUUGAUAGAAGCUAUUUCAUUUGCUGUUCAUCUUGUACAAACUUUGUUUUUGGUUUUUUAGUAUAAAUGUACAUCGGUUUGUUCCUUUUGUACUGUAUCUAUUCUUCUGACCAUCUAGUGACUCAGGAUAUUAGGCCAGUUGAAGUGGAGUUAUAGGAUUUUCACACAUUCACACAUACUUGGAUAUCAACCCUUUCUACAGGUCUGUUUCCUUACACAUUUUAUCCCCUCAGAACACGAUAAACCAUGGCCAAUUCAAUUUCACUUUGGGGCCAAUUACUUGAAGUAUCCACAGAAAAUGUAAACUGCUCGCCUUAUUCCCCCAAACUUUUUGUUCAUGUGGCAGGGAGCAGUAGACAACUAUGGAAUAGAUUAUUAAAAUCGAACUUGAAGCUAACGUUAGAAUAGUGGUUAACAGAGCUAAGAAAUAAGGCUAACCAUUUAAAAGAACACGGGCCGUGGGUAAAUUAGCUUUGCUCUUUAGAUGCAAGUGACUGAGGCCAAUAGGUGCCUAGUAAAUGUUAACUGUUCUUGGAAAAAAUAAAAA
Messenger RNA from Piliocolobus tephrosceles (Ugandan red Colobus), 4772 nucleotides. It is a transcript of the gene CTNND2, whose product is annotated as catenin delta 2. The record is from RefSeq and is a predicted model, not a curated record. NCBI's taxonomy places the organism in Eukaryota, Metazoa, Chordata, Mammalia, Primates, Cercopithecidae. Gene Ontology annotation, cellular component: postsynaptic density; plasma membrane; adherens junction. Gene Ontology annotation, molecular function: protein binding. Gene Ontology annotation, biological process: dendritic spine morphogenesis; cell-cell adhesion. Bases 420 to 3161 code for a protein of 913 amino acids. The transcript is spliced from 20 exons.